Messenger RNA from Symbiodinium sp. CCMP2592, 2589 nucleotides. NCBI's taxonomy places the organism in Eukaryota, Dinophyceae, Suessiales, Symbiodiniaceae. The record is from the annotation of a GenBank genome assembly.
AUGACCAAAGAAUCCCCCGCAUCGACCAAGCCCGCCCCCAUCUUCGAAUCUGUGCUGGAUGCGAUCGGGAACACACCCCUCGUCAAACUCAACAAGGUCGCUGAUCCAUCCGGAGCGACGGUCUACGCAAAGUGCGAGUUCAUGAACCCCGCAGGAUCGAUCAAGGACCGCAUGGCCCGCUACAUCAUCGAGAUGGCCGAGAAAGAAGGGCUCCUCAAGCCCGGCGGAACCAUCGUCGAAAACACCUCUGGAAAUACAGGCAUGGGCGCCGCGAUGACCGCAGCCGCCAAGGGAUACAAAGCCGUCUUCACGAUGCCCGACAAGAUGAGCCAAGAGAAGAUCGACGGCCUCCGCGCCUACGGCGCUCAGGUUAUCAUCACCCCAACCGAUGUGCCUGGUGAUUCACCAGACCACUACGUCAACGUCGCCAAACGCGUCGCUGAAGAAACUCCCAACUCGUUUUACAUGGACCAGUACCACUCCCAGUGGAACAUCGAAGCGCACGAGCUCUCCACCGGACGCGAGCUCUACGAACAAACCGACGGCGGCAAAGUCGACGCGAUUGUCGUCGGCACCGGAACCGGCGGGACCGCGUCAGGCAUCGGACGCUACUUCAAGAAGAUGGGUGCCGACACCAAGAUCAUCGGUGUCGAUCCGCUCGGUUCGGUCCACUACUCGAUCUUCCACACCGGAAAGCCAAGCACCCCCUAUGUCUACAAGGUCGAAGGUCUCGGAGAGGACAUCGUCUGUAGAGCAUUCGAUCCAUCCGUCAUCGACGAUAUGUACCAAGUCAACGACUACGAGUGCUUCACCAUGGCCCGCCGACUCGUCCGCGAGGAAGGCCUCUUCUGCGGCGGAUCAUCCGGAGGCAUGGUUCACAUCGCGUGCGAGAUCGCCAAGCAAAUGGGACCCGACAAGAAGGUCAUCGCGAUCUGCCCAGACUCCGGGACUCGCUAUGUCACGAAGUACCUAUCCGACGAAUGGAUGAAGAUGCACGGCUUCCUCGAACCUGACAAGGGACUCGGGAUCAUCGAAGACCUCAUCGAUCGCUCGCGCGAAGUCAUCUCGCUCCCAAACACCGCAACAGUGGGGCAGGUCAUCGAAGCACUCAGAACCAACGGCAUCUCGCAGGUCCCGCUCACCGACGCGAGCGGCAAACCCACCGGGAUCGUCCACGAAGUCGACAUCCUCCGCGCGAUGCAAGCCGGGACGACGAGCUCCGCUUCUCCCGCAUCGAGCAUCGCCAACGAGCUCGGAGGACUUCUGCACCCCAAAGCACGCGUUGAAGAACUCUACGGCGUGUUCGGUGCCGAUCAGGUCGCGCUCGUCUUCGAGUCCAACACCAUCCUCGGCGUCAUCUCGCAGAUCGACCUCAUCGAGCACCUCAGAGUACCCAACAUGCAUAUCAACGAUUCGCACAAGUUCGCUACACGCGCCAUCCACGCGGGACAAACACCCGAUCCAUCGACCGGCGCGAUCAUGACCCCGAUCUAUCAGACCUCCACCUACGUCCAGAAAUCUCCCGGCUCAAUCGUCGGCGAGUACGACUACUCACGUGCCGCGAACCCAACGCGAGCCGCGCUUGAAGCGAACCUUGCGAAUCUCGAAGGCGCGAAGCACGGCUUGUGCUUCUCAUCCGGAGUCGCCGCGACCGGAGUCGUGCUCCACCUGCUCAGUAGCGGAGACAAGGUCCUCCUCGGAGAUGACGUCUACGGCGGCACCAACCGCCUCUUCCAUCGCGUAUUCGCUCAGCUCGGGAUCGAAACCGUCUUGGUAGACAUGACCGAUCACGACGCGAUCAAGAACGCGAUCGACGACCGCGUUAAACUCAUCUGGCUCGAAACCCCGACCAAUCCAACACUCAAGAUCACGGACAUCGAAGCCGUGUCCAAGAUCGCCAAGAGCAACGACAUCAUCCUCGCGGUCGACAAUACAUUCGCGACCCCGUACCUCCAGAACCCACUCUCGCUCGGUGCCGACAUCGUCUGCCACUCAACCACGAAAUACAUUGGUGGGCACUCCGAUUCCAUCGGCGGCGCGCUGCUGACCAACUCCGACGAGCUCCACCAGAAACUCAAGUUCAUCCAGCUCUCCGAGGGCGCGGUCCCUGGAAUCAUGGAAUGCUUCCUGCUCCUGCGUUCGACCAAGACCCUCCAUGUCCGCAUGCAGCGUCACUGCGAGAACGCCGCGAAGGUCGCGCAGUUCCUCGACAACCACGAGGGCGUCGAGCGUGUGAUCUACCCAGGUCUCGAAUCCCACCCACAGCACGAGCUCGCAAAGAAGCAAAUGCCCGGAUUCGGAGGCAUGAUCACCAUGUACCUCCGCGGCGGCAUCGACGAAUCACGCAUCAUGCUUGAGAACACCAAGCUCUUCGCGUGCGCCGAAUCGCUCGGAGGCGUCGAAUCGCUCAUCGAGCAUCCCGGCAUCAUGACCCACGCAUCGGUCCCUGCAGACCAGCGCGAGAAACUCGGGAUCGACGACAACCUCGUCCGCCUAUCGGUUGGUAUCGAAGAUGCUGACGAUCUGAUCGCAGAUCUGGACCAAGCAAUCAGCGCCGCACUCAAGAACUGCUCUGCAGCUUGCAGCUAA